Messenger RNA from Sorghum bicolor (sorghum), 1095 nucleotides. RefSeq names its product uridine 5'-monophosphate synthase. The transcript is spliced from 3 exons. Gene Ontology annotation, biological process: UMP biosynthetic process; 'de novo' pyrimidine nucleobase biosynthetic process. The record is from RefSeq and is a predicted model, not a curated record. Gene Ontology annotation, molecular function: orotate phosphoribosyltransferase activity; orotidine-5'-phosphate decarboxylase activity. Bases 1 to 1095 code for a protein of 364 amino acids. NCBI's taxonomy places the organism in Eukaryota, Viridiplantae, Streptophyta, Magnoliopsida, Poales, Poaceae.
AUGGCAGGGCGCCGCCGCUGGCCACCAGGCCAGGCCAGGCCGCUGGUAGUCCAAGCUCGACCUUUCUCCCCCAGGUGCAACUUCAUCUCCUCCUCUCCCCUCCCUUCCCCAGCGCGCCUUCCCAGGCUUGAAACCCUAGCGCGCCCCUACGGCCUCGUCUGCGGCGUCCCCUACACCGCGCUCCCCAUCGCUGCCGUUCUCUCCGUCGACCGCUCCAUCCCCAUGCUCAUGCGCCGCAAGGAGGUCAAGGCCCACGGCACCGCCAAGUCCAUCGAGGGCUCCUUCCGCCCCGGGGACACCGUCCUCAUCAUCGAGGACCUCGUCACCAGAGGCGCCUCCGUGCUCGAGACCGCCGCCCCGCUCCGCGCCGAGGGGCUCGUCGUCGCCGACGCCGUCGUCGUCGUCGACCGCGAGCAGGGCGGGAGGGAGAACCUCGCCGCUAACGGGAUCACGCUCCACUCGCUCAUGACCCUCACCGAGGUGCUCGCCGUGCUGCUCAAGCACGGCAAGGUGACCGAGGAGAAGGCGCAGGAGGUGAGGCAGUUCCUCGACGCCAACAGGAAGGUGGCAGUGCCGGGGGCGGCGCCUGUUAAACCCAAGGUGCUCAGGAAGACAUUUUCGGAGAGGGCGAAACUGGCCGCCAACCCUAUGGGGAAGAAGCUCUUCGAGCUGAUGGAGGCCAAGCAGACCAACCUGUGUGUCGCUGCUGAUGUUGGGACAGCAAAGGAACUCCUUGAGCUGGCUGACAAGGUCGGCCCUCAAAUUUGUAUGUUGAAAACCCAUGUGGAUAUAUUGUCUGAUUUUACACCAGAUUUUGGCUCUAAGCUCCGCUCGGUAUGUGCUCUCAUGAUACUAUACUGGUUUUUGCUCAUGUCGCUUUUGUGUUUUACUUCUACAACCAUAUGCUACAUGAUAGCUCCGAUCCAUAUCUUAAGUUGGAAGCGCAUGCCCUCGGAGUCGUCGAUGUCCGACAGCGGCUUCGUCUCCUGCGGCGUCGGCGAUGACGGCGCCACCAGCACGGGCUCCCCGCGCCGCACCGUGAAUGGCGGCAGAGACGAUGCCAUUGCCAUGACGCGUACGAACGUGAUCAGCUGA